CUAGGCAGAGGACCAGGAUGUUGGCGUUGCAAGCAGUGCCUGCAGUUUAGUGCUGUUCAGUGCACCACUGUGUAGGAGCUGAGAGCCCGAGAGUGAAUCUCUACACCAGGAAACUUGUCCAUUCAGGAAUCUGAUGGCAGAGAGGAAGAAGCUGCUCCUGAACCGCUGAGUGUGUGGGCCCUCAGGCUCCUGCACCUCCUCCUUGAUGGUGGCAAUGAGAAGAGGCAUGUCCUGAGUGGUGGGAAGAAACGUUGGUCUGGAAGGAGGAUACCAAUGAAAUCUGGAAGAUCACACAGAUUGGAUUCACAGCCCUGGUGGAUGUGAGCAGACGCCCGUCUGAACCAUGGCUGAUAUAGAUGCACUACCCGAACAGCUGCUGCUCAAAAUCCUUUCCUACGUUCCUCCGAAAGAGCUGGUUUACAUCUGUAGACCUGUCUGCCAGCAGUGGAAGGAGCUUGUGGACGGACUAAACCUGCAACCUCACAGUGAAGGCUUGCCAAAGGGAAGGCAAGCUAUAACAGCAGAGGACUGGGAUGCAUUUUACUUUUGCACGUCUGCGAAAAAAAAUCUAAUUAGGAAUCCAUGUGGAGAAGAGGAAUUCAACUUCUGGGAGCUGAUUGAUAACGAUGGGAAUGGAUGGAAAGUGGAAGAACUUCCUGGAGACAGUGGGAAGCCCUUCCCUGAUCAAAAUAUCCAGAAGUAUUUUGUUACAUCUUUUGAAUGGUGUCGAAAAACUCAGCUGGUCAAUCUGGUCUCCGAAGGAUUGGGCGCUGAGAAUUUGGACAGUCUUCAACCCACCAUCACUGUGAAGGACUGGUAUGCAGGAAGGCACGACUCGGGCUUCUUCUAUGAACUGCACGUUGAACUUCUGUCUGAAGACAUGAGCGUGAUCCAGGAGUACAAGUCUGACCAGAUUGAGGUCCCACAGUGGAGUGAUGCAGAAUGGAAGCAGAUAUCAAACACUUUCACUGACUAUGGGCCUGGUGUCCGCUAUGUGAAGUUCACACAUGGAGGAAAAGACUCCCAGUUUUGGGGAGGAUGGUACGGAGCCAGAAUCACCAACAGCACUGUCACCGUGGAGCAAUAACCGGCCUCCAAACUGGUCGGCCGUUGCAUUUGCAACCAACUUUGCAACAUUGUUAUGUUAACUGGCAUGGUCUGAGUUUCCUAGCAGAUCCCAGUACAGUUCAUGUCACUGGACAUAGAUGGGAUUCAGGGUGUGGGUGAGAGGGGAGAGACAGCUUUUAAUCCCAAAAGAAAUUGAUACCCACCUGUUCAAAGCAAAGUCACACGGAUGACUUAAUUUGCAGAAUGCCAAAGACUAUGCCCUCUUCCUCCUUUUCUCCACAUCAAAUAAAAUCAUAUUGACCUAUGCCAGGUCAAAGGGAAGAUAAAUAUAGUGACUUACUUAAUCUUAACCUGACCAAAGAUCACACAUUUGCCUGCAACAUACAGCAUGAUCUUGCUACUUUGGUGUUCAGAAUACUGAAGGUAAUAGCAAACCAGGAAGGAUUAAUCAUUCUGCAGCUAUAAGCAUGAACCAUUCCAUACUUUUCACACACUGUUAAGUCCACGAGGGCCUUUUUAAUUUAGCAGGAUACUGAAUGUUUCGGAUAACCUCUUGGUAUCAGUCAGAGUUUACCAGUGCUUCCAAAGUCCAUCAAAUUAAUUUGGUUUGAGGUUAAGAUUCUACUGGCUUUAAAGCUCACAUUUAACAAAACAUCUUAUUUAAUAACCUGAAUAUUUUUAUUAUUGCUUUUUUUUGUACAUCAAGCAAUAAGCACCAAAAAGAAGAAUCACUCCCCGCCAAAGCCCUAUUUGGAAAAUGGCUUUUAUUUUUUUCACUUCCAGUGACAACUAACACAAGGAUGCCGAGCUCAUAUUUUAAUUUAGUUUGAUUUGUGAGUGACUUUUAUAAUAGGCAUCCGUUAGUCUUGUGAGACCAUGGAUUUGCACCUUGGAAGGUUUCCAGGGCGCAGGCCUGGGCAGGGUUGUAUGGGAGACCGGCGGUUGCCCAAGCUGCAGGCCUUCCCCUCUCCACGCCACCGAUGUUGUCCAAGGGAAGGGCACCAGGACCCAAGCAGCUUGGCACCAGUGUCGUCGCAGAGCAAUGUGUUGUUUAAGUGUCUUACUCAAGGACACAAUGCGCUACCUCAGCUGAGGCUCGAACCAGUGACUUUCAGAUCACUAGACCGAUGCCUUAUCCACUAGGCCACGCGCCAACACACUUGACUUUUAAUACGUGUAUAUUGAGCAUUCAUAUGCUUUUGUUCACCACUGUCACACCAGUUCGCUGGUGAACAAAUCUUUGGGCAAAAGCAUAUGCAAGAAUGGGGAAAGAAGCAAAAGAUAUUUGUAGUUACGUGAAAGGAAGUGAAGAUAUGAUUGAAGAAGUAAUUUUUACUGGUAGGGAAGACACAAGCAAUCUCCCAGAUGUAAUAGUGGCCAAAGGAACUAGGGUAAAGGAUGAACUGAAGGAAAUGUAUAUUAGGCAAGAAACGGUGUUGGAUAGACUGUUGAGUCUGAAGGCUGAUAAAUCCCUGGGACCUGAUGGUCUGCAUCCCAGGGUACUUAAAGAGAUGGCUCUAGAAAUCGUGGAUGCAUUGGUAAUCAUUUUCCAAUGUUCUAUAGAUUCAGGAACAGUUCCUGCUGAUUGGAGGGUGGCUAAUGUUGUCCCACUUUUCAAGAAAGGAGGGAAAGAGAAAGCAGGGAUUUAUAGACCAGUUAGCCUGACGUCAGUGAUGGGAAAGAUGCUGGAGUCCAUUAUUAAAGAGGAAAUUACGACACAUUUGGUUGGCAGUAGAAGGAUCAGUCCGAGUCAGCGUGGAUUUAUGAAGGGAAGAUCAUACUUGACUAAUCUUCUGGAGUUUUUUGAGGAUGUAACUAUGAAAAUAGACAAGGGAGAGCCAGUGGAUGUAGUGUACCUGGACUUCCAGAAAGCUUUUGAUAAAGUCCCUCAUAGGAGAUUAGUGGGCAAAAUUAGGGCACAUGGUAUUGGGGGCAGAGUACUGACAUGGAUUGAAAACUGGCUGGCUGACAGGAAACAAAGAGUAGUGAUUAACGGGUCCCUUUCGGAAUGGCAGGCUGUGACCAGUGGGGUACCGCAAGGUUCGGUGCUGGGACCGCAGCUGUUUACAAUAUACAUUAAUGAUUUAGAUGAAGGGAUUAAAAGUAACAUUAGCAAAUUUGCUGAUGACACAAAGCUGGGUGGCAGUGUGAAAUGUCAGGAGGAUGCUAUGAGAAUGCAGGGUGACUUGGACAGGUUGGGUGAAUGGGCAAAUGUAUGGUAGAUGCAGUUUAAUGUGGAUAAAUGUGAGGUUAUCCAUUUUGGUGACAAGAACAGGAAGGCAGAUUACUAUCUAAAUGGAGUCAAGUUAGGAAAAGGGGAAAUACAACAAGAUCUAGGUGUUCUUGUACAUCAGUCAAUGAAUAUAAGCAUGCAGGUACAGCAGGCAGUGAAGAAAGCUAAUGGCAUGCUGGCUUUUAUAACAAGAGGAAUUGAGUAUAGGAGUAAAGAGGUCCUUCUGCAGCUGUACAGGGCCCUGAUGAGACCCCACCUGGAGUAUUGUGUGCAGUUUUGGUCUCCAAAUUUGAGGAAGGACAUUCUUGCUAUUGAGGGAGUGCAGCGUAGGUUCACAAGAUUAAUUCCCGGAAUGGCAGGACUGUCAUAUGUUGAAAGAUUGGAGCGACAGGGCUUGUAUACACUGGAAUUUAGAAGGAUGAGAGGGGAUCUGAUUGAAACAUAUAAGAUUAUUAAGGGGUUGGACACACUGGAGGCAGGAAGCAUGUUCCCGCUGAUGGGUGAGUCCCGAACUAGAGGCCACAGUUUAAGAAUAAGGGGUAGGCCAUUUAGAACAGAUGAGGAAAAACUUUUUCACCCAGAGAGUGGUGGAUAUGUGGAAUGCUCUGCCCCAGACGGCAGUGGAGGCCAAGUCUCUGGAUGCAUUCAAGAGAGAGUUAGAUAGAGCUCUUAUAGAUAGUGGGGUCAAGGGAUAUGGGGAGAGGGCAGGAACAGGGUAGUGAUUGUGUAUGAUCAGCCAUGAUCACAGUGAAUGGUGGUGCUGGCUAGAAGAGCUAAGUGGCCUACUCCUGCACCUACUGUCUAUUUCAAAUGGGUUAAGCUUUACAAGGGAAAAAAGUUAAUGUGCUUCUUGUGUUUUUUUUAUAAAAUCAAAAAAAUUUGAUUUUGCAAAACAGAAUUGACCAAAAUAAAGGCCAUAACAUGCAAAUCCUAAUUACAUAUAUAACAUUUAAAGCUUUCAUCUGUAAAGAUAACUCUACUGAUUAUUUAGCUUCGCACUCCUCACAGAUAAUUUCCAAGGUAUUCUUUACAUUAUCAAAUUACAAUAUAAGAAUAUAUCACUUAA
Messenger RNA from Hypanus sabinus (Atlantic stingray), 4367 nucleotides. Its product is annotated as F-box only protein 2-like. The coding region runs from base 344 to 1087 and encodes 247 amino acids. The record is from RefSeq and is a predicted model, not a curated record. Lineage: Eukaryota; Metazoa; Chordata; Chondrichthyes; Myliobatiformes; Dasyatidae. Gene Ontology annotation, cellular component: SCF ubiquitin ligase complex; cytoplasm. Gene Ontology annotation, biological process: SCF-dependent proteasomal ubiquitin-dependent protein catabolic process; glycoprotein catabolic process. Gene Ontology annotation, molecular function: protein binding; ubiquitin protein ligase activity. The transcript is spliced from 7 exons.